This is a messenger RNA of Moneuplotes crassus, 739 nucleotides long. NCBI's taxonomy places the organism in Eukaryota, Ciliophora, Spirotrichea, Euplotida, Euplotidae. The record is from the annotation of a GenBank genome assembly.
AUGGCCAAGAAGUUAUCCGAGAUGGAGCGCCUUUCAAAGGAAGAUUAUGAUUCCAUUCCCAACUGGACUCCUGAGUAUAAACUCAGAAGGGUGAAAUCACAGCUAAAAGAGGCUAAAUAAGUUCACGAAACUUGAGAAUAAAGAUUAUGAUGCAACCAAGAUGUUGUAUAAAUUAUGAACUUCCAUAACUCCUUUAUUAUGCUUCACUGUGUCCUUCGCCUGGAGGAGGUAUAAGCACUCAAUCACCAUGCUUCAUGAUGUAAAGGCAAGGUCACCUCUUGACAAUCUUUUCAAUGAUAUUUCUCUUGGGUUCCUCGGAUAUAUGGCUGGCAAUAUUUACUGAAUAAUAGGAACUUAUAAGGGAAGGGAUUAUGUCAGAGAGAGGCUCACUGUUGAAAAGGACAUCAAAUUCUCCCGUAGAGCUUUCCUGCAAUAUCAUAGUGACGAACUAUUAGAUGAUUACUCCCAUCUCGCCCAGUAUAGUUCUAACCUAGUUAGUGAUAAAGAGCUUGAGGAGUUAAGGAGGCUUAAUACAGAUGAUUUAGAGAAAAUUAGGAGCUUAAAAGAUAUUCAUGAAGAUUUUUCCAAAGAUAAUGAUUCUUCACGGAUAAUGACAGCAGAGGAAUUAUUGAAAAAGAAGAAAGAGCAUCAGCUUGGCCUCAAUCGGCAAGAUAAGGCUAAAGAUAGAGAAUAGUCCAUUUGGACUGCUAGAUGUUUAAGUAAAGAAACUUUUAAGAAA